Messenger RNA from Oppiella nova, 993 nucleotides. The record is from the annotation of a GenBank genome assembly. NCBI's taxonomy places the organism in Eukaryota, Metazoa, Arthropoda, Arachnida, Sarcoptiformes, Oppiidae.
CAUUUGAUCAUUGGUUUCGUUUCCAUUGAGAGCAAUAGCAUAAAAGUGAAUGCCAUCAAUGAUCACUUCAUCCAACACUGCAAAUCAGUCAUCAAUCUCCACAAAAGCGAUACUCAAUUAAUGAUCUCAAUCGGCGGCGGUAAUAAUGAUAACGGUUUUCAUUCAACGGCUUUAACUCCCGGUAAUCGCAAACAGUUUGCAAACUCUGCGAUCAAUACUCUACUUAAAUAUGGUUUAGACGGCUUAGACAUAGACUGGGAGUUCCCGGGAUGGGCUACUGUCCACUAUAACGAUAAGAAUACCUUUAAUUUGCUUCUUAAGGAAGUGAAGCAAACGUUUAGAGAAUAUUCUGUGAGAAGUCAUACCAAAGACCUGGUGUUGAGUGUGGCGGUGGCCGCCCAGUACACCAUCAUUGACCGGUCAUACAGUGCCCCUCAACUCAACCAAUACGUGGACUUCAUAAACCUCAUGGCUUACGACUACUACCUCUUCCACUGGUACUUACCUGUCGUCGGCCACAACAGUCCCCUCUCAUCCCGAUCCUCACGCAUACCACUGUUCACUACAUUCAGCACUCAGUGGUCGGCCAACCAUUGGCACCAAUUGGGUGUCCAUAAGAGUAAGAUAAUGGUAGGCAUACCCACGUAUGGCCGCAGUUUCCGUUUGGCCUUCCGGUCGUUCACAUCACCCGGAAGUCUGGCGAAGAGUAGUAGUCAAGACAUGUCUUACUCACAGAUCUGCCAAUUCCUGGACACAAAGGGAACUACUGUUGCCUUCGAUGAAGAAUCGGGAGUUCCCUACGCUUUCAGAGACAACACUUGGAUUACGUAUGAGAGCAAAGAGAGUGCCCUCAAGAAGAGCACAUGGAUUAGGGAUAAUGGGUUCGGAGGUGUCAUGACAUUCAGCCUCAAUGCCGACGACUUGACCGGUCAGUGCCAUCACAACCACUCCUUUCCUAUCCAUCACGCCAUCAACUCUGUGGCCAAACAGUGA